UCUGUAAACAUGACGGUCACAUACAGCAAUCGUGUGGCAGAUGCUAAGCUUGGCACUUUCUCUCGGUUGCUCCUUCGCUGGAGAGGCAGCAUCUACAAAUUAUUAUACAGAGAGUUCUUCAUCUUCAUCGGCUUAUACUUCACUAUCAGUGUCACCUACAGGCUUCUUCUCAAUGUGCAACAGAGGAUUCACUUUGAGCAGUUGGCACUUUACUGUAACAACUAUGCAGAGCUAAUUCCAGUGUCGUUUGUCCUAGGUUUUUAUGUCACCCUGGUGGUUUCCCGAUGGUGGGCCCAGUAUGAGAGUGUGCCAUGGUUAGACCGUAUCAUGUGUUUGGUGUCCAGUAAUGUACAUGGGACAGAUGAGCGAGGGAGGAUGCUGCGACGGACACUUAUGCGUUACGCCAGCCUCUCGGGUGUUCUGAUACUGCGUUCCAUUAGUACUGCAGCUUACAAGAGAUUCCCUACCCUUCAGCAUGUUGUCAAUGCUGGUUUCAUGACACCAUGUGAACGUGUGAAAUUUGAAGCCAUUUCUUCUCCCCAUAAUAAGUUCUGGAUUCCAUGUGUCUGGUUCGCCAAUCUGGCCGUGACAGCGAGGACAGAAGGACGAAUCCGGGAUGGUUUUGUGUUGCACCUCAUCCUGAAUGAACUGAAUUCAUUGCGCUCACAGUGUGGAAGGUUGUUUGCCUACGACUGGAUCAGCAUUCCAUUGGUGUAUACUCAGGUGGUCACAGUGGCUGUAUACAGCUUUUUCCUGGCUUGCCUAAUUGGCCGUCAGUUCCUAGACCCUACAAGGGGCUACCCUGGCCAUGAACUAGACCUGUAUGUCCCCGUAUUUACCCUGCUGCAAUUCUUUUUCUAUGCUGGUUGGUUGAAGGUGGCUGAACAGCUGAUCAACCCAUUCGGGCAAGAUGAUGAUGACUUUGAGACAAACUGGUUAAUUGAUAGAAACUUUCAGGUCUCUCUGAUAGCUGUGGAUGAAAUGCACCAGAAUCUGCCCCCACUGGAAAAAGAUAUAUACUGGAAUGAUACUGACCCACAGCCUCCAUACACUGCUUCCACGGUAGACACCCGUAGACCAUCAUUCCUUGGCUCUGCUUUUGAUAUCAGUUUGCAAAAAGAGGAUUUGGAAUUUCCCCCUCUUGAGCAAAUUAAUGAAAAUGAAGAAGCCAAUCAUUCAACGCCAUUGCUUGGACCUCUGGGGCGUCUUUUGGGUGUUCAUUCUCCAAGUCCACUUCGCACAAACUCACGCCUGAGCUUGUUGAUGAGACGCAGGAGCGGCAAUCCCCAGGCACUACACCAUUUUAAUCAUAGAGAUACUGAAAACCCAAGAGGUGGGGAAGCCCUACGUGACCUUAAUGUUUUUAUGAGCACACCUUUCUACGAGAGGCCUGGAUUUUAUAGUGCCCCUCAAACACCUCUAAAUGGAGGUCCUGCAUUCUGUCCUGCUCGCUUCUCUGUGCAAGGGACAACCAAUGUUUGCUCAACACAACGUAACAGGAAGAUGGGGACAUGUAGUGAAAAUGAAGAAGAGACAUCCAGUCUUUCUUCGGGGUCCAAAGAGUGCUUUGUGUGGCCUCAGGGGGGUACAGAAGACCAGGAGGAAGCGAUGGUCAGCAGCAGCGAAAGUGUUCCUGUUAUGAAAACUGAGCAACCUGUGCAGAGCCCUAUACAGAUCCCAAGAAGAUUAGUAAGAGCCCCGGGUGUCUCUGCAUUACUUCUGGGAAACCAAGCAUUAGCUUCACCUGAUGUUCGGCACACUCCAGUUCACAAGACAUCUCGUCCCAUUUUUUCAUUUUCUCCAGUAAACUCCCCAAGUUUGCAAAGGGCUUCCAGAAUCUCUCAUCUGCUGACGGAUGCAAUCCCUGAUGGAAGCAGCAAAGAGCAGCAAGGAACACAGUGUUCCUCCCCCAAGGACUCAGGCAUCAGUCUAGCUGAAGGAGACUUUACACAGCUUAUGGAGGUUAUAAUGGAGGCUGGUGAACCCUUGGAAGAAGAAGGAAAAAGUGAACAGUAGAUCUGUCCAUGUAGAUAAUCAAUACAAAGGAUACGCAGAAGUACAACGAACUUACAUCUUAUAGAUGUUUAUUAAAGAUUUGUCUGGAAAUCCUUGUUAUGCUUUCCAUCCAUGUUCUAUUGAAAAAGAUGGUGGGCUGGAUUCAGAUAGAUUUGUGUAUCUAUCUGCC
Molecule: messenger RNA, 2185 nt
Organism: Rana temporaria (common frog)
Lineage: Eukaryota; Metazoa; Chordata; Amphibia; Anura; Ranidae
Gene: BEST1
Product: bestrophin 1
Exons: 9
Coding region: 10-2016 (668 amino acids)
Molecular function (GO): chloride channel activity
Source: RefSeq, a predicted model, not a curated record